CGUGAGCUUGUUCCCCUUCAUCCCCGUGUAUUUGUCUUAUCUUGGUCUGGAUGUUAUGGAGAUCGGUAAGAUAAGGGCUCUGGAACCAUUCAUCGGCAUGGUGGCAACACCGCUGUGCGGAACGGUGGCGGACAGGUUCAGCAGGCACAAGCUGAUGCUUCUGGCGUGCCUCUGUGGAACAGCUCUGGUGUACGGGAGCAGCGUCUUCCUACCUUUCCUCUCACCUGCAGGUGGCAGCCACAUGAACUCGAUACAUACCGAACCCAACGUGACCAAUUCUACAUCUGAUAUUCGACAGAUGGUGUUUGGCGGCUUCUUCCGCCGCCACCCGCAUAUGGUUGCAGCCAUGGAUUCCUUUAAUAUCAGCUACCUAUCGUAUUCUGACUUGCAGGAGUCCAUCGAGGAAAGCUCUUGCAACUUUACGAAUACUAAGAGGCGACACGGAUCUACUGUGACAGUAUAUCUGGAGGACAUGCAUGGUUGUUCAUUCACCAAGCUUCCAUUAGAGCCAUCAUCUGUCUUUAAGGAGAAAAGUGGUGGUGUUGCUCCAGAAGUAAGGUGUCUAUUUUGCGAAGGUAUGAUGAGGGUAUGUACCUUCCAAUAUCAAAUGACGGAGUGCCAAAACAGAUCAAUUAACUGUAACGAUUCAUUCGGUAUUUCGACACCCGUAUCAAUAAAUGACACAACACAAUUUAUAAAUGGAGGCAUGUCUAUAAAGGAGAAAGAUCUUCUCGGUGUUUUUGUAAUUAUGCUAGUGAUACUCAUCGUCGGUGAAAUGUUUGCCUAUUCAUCUGUUCCUCUGUUGGAUGCAUCCACGAUGACACUCAUCGACGAGUACAAAGAAAGAGGACAGACUUUUGAAUACGGUCGACAGCGAAUGUGGGGAGGUAUAGCGCACGGUGUUCUUGCACCUCUGUCAGGUAUAGCCGUCGACGCGUAUGCUGCGUCUCAUCCAAACGCAUUCAACAAGUACCUUCCCGCAUUUGUUCUCUUUGUGUCCUUCCUGGUACUUUGUGCAGCAACGGCUUCGGUUAUUCCCAUCCGUGCUAAGCCACGUACCACGGAAUCCUUCGCCAAGAACGCUAAAAGUUUCCUGCUGACACCGAAGGUGAUCCUUUUCUUCGUCAUCAUGUUCAUCACUGGAAUCCUACUAGGAUUCAUCAACACUUACCUCUUUUUGUUCCUAGCCGAAAUAAAUGGAGGAGCGACCAUUAUGGGUUUGACCUUGACAGGUGCAUGUGCUGCAGAAGUGCCUUUCAUGAUGUUCUCGUCUAAACUCAUAGAUAAGAUUGGACACCGAGGUGUCAUCGGGAUAGCACUCUUCGCCUUCGUCCUGAGGUUCGUCGGCUACUCGCUCCUGCAGAACCCAUGGGCAGUCAUACCAAUUGAACUCCUGCAUGGGGUCACCUAUGGCUCAAUGUGGCCGGCUUGCACCUCCUAUAUUCAUCUUAUCUCCCCUCCAGACAUGGCGGCAACCAUGCAGUCUCUCACGUACAGCAUCAGGGGUGGUUUAGGAAAGGGGAUUGGAACCAUUAUCGGUGGGGUCAUCUACCACAACUACGGAGCCAGGAAUUUGUUUAGGGGUUCCGCCAUUUUGUCUCUCGUUACACUCGUCGUGUACUUCAUCAUCAGCCUCAUCUUCGACAAACGAGAAAAAUCUACUGGAUAUGACAAGUUGUGAACGCUUAUCCUACUUUCAUACAACACUAUUAUACCUGUAUCUUUCGUUCAUUUACAAAAACAUAUUUUCAUUAGAUAUUGCUCAUGACUGCAAUCUAUAAAAUAAAUUAUAUAAACGUAUACAUAUGUACAUUCACAUAAUGCGAAAGGAAAUGAGAGAAUAAUGGUUGCGAAGUUUGAAUUUUAGUUCCUCAUUGCUGUCAUUGUUCAAAACCCACCUGCCCCCCAACAAAGAAAUUAAUUAGUAACGGUUGAAAUUUGCCGAAAAAGAAUCUCGAUGAAAACACUAUUUGAACCUUUGCCAACAAAUUCCAAAAAGGAAGACAGUAAUGGGAAAUUUAUAAUCAGGCUACGCAAUCAUUUUCGUUCGCAUUGCAUUUAGUUCCAGGAGAGUUUCCAAAGCUGUCGUAAACGUUAUUUCCUUACAUUCGUUUACAAAUAAAGCAUUCGCUAGAAAUUAAGCCCAUUAUCCAGCUGAGGCAUGCUGCUUGUCAUUGUCAAAAAAGCCAGGCCUCUCAAAGCAGUCAUUUUUAUAUGUUGAUAUAGCUGCAGUUGGUUAUAUGGUUUGCAUUGUCUUAUAAAAAACAUGUAAUAGUAUGCAAAUAACAAAUUUAAUUAAAUUGAAUUUGUUGCUUUUCUUGGGUGAAUGUUCGCAGUAAAGAAAUAGAUUUGUCAACUGCUUUAUUUUAGUAUUUUCAAAUGAAUGUCUUAUAAUUCCCCCUAUUA
Strongylocentrotus purpuratus (purple sea urchin) is the source of this 2406-nucleotide messenger RNA. RefSeq names its product major facilitator superfamily domain-containing protein 6-like. The transcript is spliced from 2 exons. Gene Ontology annotation, cellular component: membrane. NCBI's taxonomy places the organism in Eukaryota, Metazoa, Echinodermata, Echinoidea, Camarodonta, Strongylocentrotidae. Gene Ontology annotation, molecular function: transmembrane transporter activity. The coding region runs from base 56 to 1681 and encodes 541 amino acids. The record is from RefSeq and is a predicted model, not a curated record.